UUCACACUAUUUCGCUGCCCUGGACAAUGGCUAAUUACAGCAAUCCGACAAUAAAAGCGAUUACGUGAGUAUUAAAACACGAUUCGAAGUACGGAUAGCAGUACACACCAUAACACGACGGAGCACAGAGCUACACUGCAACGACAUGGAGCGAGACUCAAACUCCUGUUUUAGCUUUGUUCGGAGGGAGGCCUAUCCUCCAGUCAAGCGGUCCUCGCCGGUUCAUUCCUUUGCCAUCCAAGACAUUCUUGGACUAGAGAAAGAAAAAUGCAAAGGAAAAGACGACCGACCUUAUUCCGGUUUAAAUUACUCGCUCGAGAGUUUAACGCAGCCGGAAAAAUUUAGUCUUUCAACAGAUUUGAAAGCCGGUAAACAAGACAAGAGCCUUGGAUUAAUAGCAAGCGAGAAGGCGUCCAGCAAAAAAGCUAAGAAACGUCGGCAUCGGACCAUAUUCACAAACUAUCAGCUUGAAGAACUAGAAAAAGCAUUCAAGGAGAGUCAUUAUCCCGAUGUCUACGCAAGAGAAAACCUGUCCCUUAAAAUCGACUUACCAGAAGACCGAAUUCAGGUCUGGUUCCAGAACCGUCGCGCAAAAUGGCGUAAGAAGGAGAAAUGCUGGGGCCACAGCUCCAUCAUGGCAGAGUACGGAUUAUACGGCGCCAUGGUCAGGCACUCCCUUCCCCUCCCCCCUCACCUAACACCCAGCUCUGCGCCAUGGCUGCUGGGAAUGCACAAAAAAGCCAAACAAUCAGAGGACGCGCAGAAACUGGAACCAAGCGAGAGAGAGCAUGCGCUGGACUCCGAGGACGAGCUAAGAUCGCACAGCAUCGCCUCGCUAAGGAAACGUGCCAUAGAGCAUGCGCAAAAUCUACAACACGAGACAGUCAAACCGGAAAUUGACGUCACGAUGUUGAAACGAGAAUGCGAGGACAGAGAGACCCCGUCACCACCCCUAUCAGUAGAUGAUACAGUCUCUUCGCCAUAGCGUUAACCGGGUGGGCGUUUUCUUGUAAUAUAGAGGAGUUAGAAUGAAGGUAGAAUCAUCAAAGUAUCGUAGCGCAAUCACAUUUUGAUCAAUUUUAGAUCCCCUUUGGCCAGAAGAUAUCUAGCACAUGCAUCUUCUAAUUUGUACAAUAUUCCACACCUAAGGAUGGCCUGUGCCAGAUUCUAAUGAAGUUGACCCUGAAAAAAUGAACGCUCAAUCACACUUCAAUUAGCGCUUUUUUAAUCAAACGUCGGAGUGUACUGUUAGUAAAAAGGAAAACUGGUUUAUAACUCUACCUUAAUUCCUCUGUCCUACUGAAAUCAAACGUUUAAAUUAUGGUAAUUUUUAUAUAAGAAUCGGGCUUCUUACAAAUCGUGUUUGUGGUAAGCGACGUCAUUUAUUGCAAAACAUUAGGUAAACGCACAAAAUAAUACAUAACUUACUUGUUAUGUUAGUUUGAUUUAAACUAUCAGAUUGUACAGUGGAGAGAAUAUAUUGUAAAUAUCGAAUGAACAAAAGAUACAAGAAAUGCAAGCGAAUUAUUUAUAGAGAAUGCACAAAGAGAAAGAAAAAAUCUGUACGUUGAAUAAACUAUACAUCAAUCUA
Messenger RNA from Nematostella vectensis (starlet sea anemone), 1591 nucleotides. RefSeq names its product visual system homeobox 2. The transcript is spliced from 3 exons. Gene Ontology annotation, biological process: regulation of transcription by RNA polymerase II. The record is from RefSeq and is a predicted model, not a curated record. NCBI's taxonomy places the organism in Eukaryota, Metazoa, Cnidaria, Anthozoa, Actiniaria, Edwardsiidae. Gene Ontology annotation, molecular function: sequence-specific double-stranded DNA binding; DNA-binding transcription factor activity, RNA polymerase II-specific. The coding region runs from base 146 to 985 and encodes 279 amino acids. Gene Ontology annotation, cellular component: nucleus.